ACACCCCCGCGGCAGGCAGCCCGGGGAGCCCCGGCCGGGGAGCGGGGGCCCUGCCCAGCCGGCUGCCGCACACAGAUAACCACGCGCGGGCUGCCUGCAGGGGCGGAGAUGAAAUUCCCCGGCUCCGUCCUCGUCUCCCUGCUCCUCUUCGUGGCCGAGACGGGCACCGCCCUGUACCUGGGCAGCACCUACCGCUCGGCCGGGGACCGCAUCUGGCAGGGGCUGACCCUGCUCUUCGCCCUCCUGCCCUGCGUGCUGGUGCAGCUCAACCUGGUCCUAAUCCACCGGGACCUGAGCCGGGACAGACCGCUGGUGCUGCUGCUGCACAUCCUGCAGCUGGGGCCCGUCGUCAGGUGUGUGGAAGUCUUUUAUAUUUACUUUCAUGCGGGGAGGUUUGAAGAGCCUUAUGUCAGCAUCACGAAGAAGAGGCAGAUGCCUAAAGAUGGACAUUCAGAAGAAGUGGAAAAAGAAGUAGGCCAGGCUGAAAGAAAGCUGUUUACACAUAGAUCUGCAUUCAGCAGGGCCUCUGUGAUCCAGGCUUUCCUUGGCUCUGCACCGCAGCUGACUCUUCAGCUGUAUAUAUGUGUCCUGCAACAGGAGAUCACAGCAGCUAGAAGCAUCUUCAUGGUUCUUUCUCUGCUGUCGAUUGUAUAUGGCGCAUUACGCUGCAACAUCCUGGCCAUUAAGAUUAAGUAUGAUGAUUAUGAUGUCAGCGUGAAACCUGCAGCCUACCUCUGCAUAUUCCUCUGGAGAAGCUUUGAGAUUGCCACCCGGGUUGUAGUUCUGGUUCUUUUCAGUUCUGUGCUUCAAAUCUGGGUCCUGCCUGUGGUGCUCCUGAAUUUCUUUGGCUUUUUCUUUUACCCCUGGAUUCUCUUUUGGCAAAGCAAAUCCCCUUUCCCUGAAAAUAUAGAGAAGGCUUUGAGCCGGGUGGGCACAACUAUUGUAUUGUGCCUCCUUACCUUCUUGUAUGCUGGCAUUAACAUGUUCUGCUGGUCAGCAGUGCAGCUGAAGCUGAAUGAUUCUGACUUAAUUAACAAAUCCCAGAACUGGUACCGACUGGCUGUAUAUUACAUGCUAAGGUUCAUUGAGAAUGCUUUCCUCCUUUUGCUGUGGUAUGCCUAUAGAACAGACGUCUACCUGUACGUGUGUGCCCCUUUAUUAGUCUUGCAGCUGCUGAUUGGCUAUUGCAUGGCUGUCCUCUUCAUGCUGGUGUUCUACCAAUUCUGCCACCCCUGCAAAAAGCUUUUCUCAUCCAGUAUUUCAGAAGGCUUGCUGUCUUGUUUCAAAUACCUCUGCUUUGCUUGCAAACCACCUGCGGCUGCUAUGCCUAUGGAUAAGGCAGACUUGAAAUCAUCGGAUGGUACUGAUGAUGAUGCCCAAGCCAGUUAUAAGACAAAUGAGUCUCAGAAUGGGAAUCCGCACCCGAGUGCUUCUUCCAAUGCGUGAAGUGGCUAGUAGCAAGCAGGCAUAACCGGAAAGCUACGGCACACUGACCCAAAGCACUGCAUAUCUUGAACUCUGAGCCUGGUUAAUUUUUCUGGUGGUGCAGCAGGACUGCUUGUGUGCUCUGACAUGCAAACACAGAUGGCACCCUUGACGUGUGUACACGUAUGGCCACUGCUGCUUGUGGAUUUAUAUUCUGUGGUGAUUCCACACAGAGGUUUUUCAUCUUAGGGAAUGUCUAGACUGCCCUCUAAAAUCGAAAUGAGAUACGCAAAAUCGAUUUUUAUUUCAAUUUUAUUUCAAAAUAGGCUAUUUCUACACAGCGCCAAAUUUCAAAAUAAAGCACUAUUUUGAGACAUCCCUGAUUCCUCGUGGAAUGAGGUUUACAGGGAUGCCAAAAAUUAUUUAGAAAUAACUGACACUUUCCUUGGACUGAGAUCCCCACAGGUGAGGUCUUUAAAUACAUAGCAAAAUGGGCCUGACACUGGUCUGGUUCUUUCAGAAGGUCUGAGGAAAAUGAGAAGACCUACUAAAUUUAGAGAGUGUGAUGAGAGCCGGCCACUUCAGCAUGGAAGCUGAGCCGAGUUGUGGUCUACCUAGUAAUUGUAGAUGAUCAGCUGUGGUGCAGGUGAUUCAGUUUUUAUGAUAAUGAACUUUUACACCAUGACUGCUGUGAUGCCAUCCAUAUUACAUGCCUUUGUGACAUCAGGAUCAGACUGCUGCAAGGCAUUCUAUACUAAGCUGGCUACAAUGCAACCCAAUGCCCUGCUGCUAGUGCUAGAGCGUGAUUAUUUCUGAGAAUGGGCAGAGAGCAUUAGGCUUACUUCAUAGAAUCGUAGAACUGGAAGAGACCUCAGGAGGUCAUCAAGUCUAGACCCCUGC
Molecule: messenger RNA, 2325 nt
Organism: Pelodiscus sinensis (Chinese soft-shelled turtle)
Lineage: Eukaryota; Metazoa; Chordata; Testudines; Trionychidae
Gene: XK
Product: X-linked Kx blood group antigen, Kell and VPS13A binding protein
Cellular component (GO): membrane
Source: RefSeq, a predicted model, not a curated record